GUCAAAAUGGUGGACAGGAAGUUUCUUCUGUGGAGGAUCCCUGAUCAACCAGAACUGGGUUCUCACUGCUGCCCACUGCGCUGUCGUGGUCGGCUAUCACCGUGUCAUUCUUGGAGAACAUAAUCAUGGCUCCAGUGUUGAACCCAUCCAGGUCAAAUUAGUUUCCAAGGUUAUCACCCAUCCGCUCUACAGCAGGGCGACCUUCAACAAUGACAUUGCUCUGCUGAAACUGUCGUCUCCAGUCACACUGACUCCCCGUAUCUCUCCUGUAUGUCUGGCUCCAUCAACCAUCAACAUUCUGCCUGGAACCCGCUGCUUCACCACUGGCUGGGGUAGAACUGCCACCACGUCAAGCCCUCUGAUCCUACAGCAAACAGGUGUACCCAUCAUAAGUCCUGCUGUGUGCAGGCAAAUCUGGGGUCAGAGCACUAUCACUGAUGCCAUGAUCUGUGCUGGAGCCUCUGGUUCCUCAUCUUGCCAGGGUGAUUCUGGUGGUCCUCUGGUGUGUGAGCGUUCAGGGGUCUGGUCUCUGGUGGGCUCUGUGUCCUGGGGAAGAAACAGUUGUGACACCCGUUUCCCUGCAGUCUACGCCCGCAUCUCCCACCUGCGCUCCUGGAUCGACAGGACUAUCGCUUCCAACUAG
Messenger RNA from Sinocyclocheilus grahami, 643 nucleotides. RefSeq names its product chymotrypsin-like protease CTRL-1. The record is from RefSeq and is a predicted model, not a curated record. Gene Ontology annotation, molecular function: serine-type endopeptidase activity. The annotation marks the transcript as partial. The transcript has 5 exons. Gene Ontology annotation, biological process: proteolysis. Lineage: Eukaryota; Metazoa; Chordata; Actinopteri; Cypriniformes; Cyprinidae.